AUGAAUAUCGCUUCUAAAUGCCGCCAUCCUCACUUACUACAGUUCAUCGGCGCCACGAAAGAUGAGGGAACUCCUCUGUUUGUGACUGAGCUGAUGGAGAAAAGUCUUCGCACUUUGUUGGAGCAGCGGCAACUCUCCGAGACAGAAAUAGCCGUCAUUUCUCUGGAUGUAGCACGUGCCCUGAACUACCUUCAUCGAAAGAAACCAGAGCCUAUCAUUCACCGUGACGUCAGCAGUGCGAAUGUGUUGCUAUGGCGACAGGGUGACCAAUGGAGAGGCAAAGUGUCAGAUUAUGGCACUGCUAAUUUCAUGCAGCAGACCAUGACAGUGGCUCCUGGAGCUAUGAUUUACAGCGCACCUGAAGCACUUACAUCAAACCAAACAGUCAAGGUAAGUUUAGUCACUGUUCAAGGCUGUUCACGGCUGUUAACAUUAACAUAAGAAUUAAGUGACCCUUACCCAUGCAUCGUAUCAUGCAUCGUGGCCUUUUAAUGGUACAGUGUUAUGUUUUGUUAUUGUUUUUAUACUUUCAAGCGGAGUAGAAAAACUGUGCCUGUUUAGCCUCUUGAGUUAUGCAACGGACUAUUUUAUUGCAAAGUGUCUUGUUGAAUUUCUCGUUUUAUAAGAUACAUGUAUAUUUGUUCAAAAUUAGUCAAAUAUCUGCCAUUUUUGGCGGUGAUUUUGCGACAACGCGCAUAUUUAGCUCAUUGUUUAAAAUUAACCAAAUCCAUCGGUGUGCACCGAAAUCUGGUCUUAAUUGUGCUCUUUAACGGGGAAAUUUCAAUCAUCCCUUCUAUGAGCUCCCUCGGGCUCUGACCGCAUUUUCGCGCGCUCGAAUUCUCCCCCCUCCCUACCCUUGUAUGUUAUCAGUCAACCUCGUUUAGACCAUCUCAUUAGUGAAUUGGUUCUGGUGCAGCUUUAAGACGUUUAGUCAAUACAACAUGUAGAUUUAUAUAAAUAACGAGACGGCUAAAAGUUGUCCCCGUAAGAAUGCAUUGAGGUAUACAGGCAGAAAACACCUUUUGAUAAAGGUUGGAAAAAUGUUAUUUUAAAAGGGUUUUUUCUCUCUGCCUACGGUCCUCGUAUAAUCGCUAUUUUUGCUCUAAAUUCUGCUUAUAGAUUCUCAUAUUAAAGAGCUUUUGUACCUCUAAAUGGAACUCAGUGUUUAUUGGCAACUGUAAUUUUCCGGUUUGGGUCUCAGCGGACUCAGUUCAGCUGGGGUGAACAAGUGCCCCGAAUAAUGUCCCUGCAAUCAAAAUCUAGCCUGGUUCGCAGACGUAAUGUAACCAAACCCCGGUAAGUAACGUCUGCGAAACAGCGCCCAAAUUCUCAUUUGUUCUAGGCCUCCACCUAUACAUGUACCAGGAUUUUAGUACGCGCCAUUGCCAUAUUUACCAAUCAUUUUGUAAGGAAAUUCGAAACACCUGGAAUAUCUGACCUGGAAUAUCCAAAUUAAUGAAAUUCUUUAGAAGGCCUCUAAGAGAUUAUAUUUUUUGGUACAACUUAAGAGAGCUAAGGAUACUCGCACUGAUUUAGGGCUCUUCUACUCUAGUUGUAUUAGAUCAGUUAUGGACUAUGCAAUACUGGCCUUUCACUUCAGUUUGCCUAAAUAUUUAAUUCAAAAAUUGGAACGUGAUAUACAGAAGAGAGCAAUGUCCAUCAUCUGCCUCGGUGUUAUUUAUCAUGAGGCUCUUGUUAUUAUGAACUUUAAGGAUUGAAUUAGGAACCCACCAUGACGAAAUAUGUGAGUCACUUUUUCACACAAUUGUAAAUGACAACAAUCACCGCCUUUAUAAGUUAUUACCUGCACUGCACGAAUCUACUAAUUCAAUAGGCUGAUUUAACAACAGAACGAGAACUUCAUUUGACGACGGGUAAGCGCGCAGAAAGGUGUAAACUCGACUACCGGUACCCAAUUUGCCGCUCUGCCAUUGGUCAAUCCAGUUGUUUGAUUUGCGCGCGCAGUAGUCAACAGACGUUCCCGUUCUGAUGCUAAAUCAGCCUAUUAAGGCGCGCGCGACGUUUUAACAUGCCACGUUUUAAAACCGACCGUUUUAAGAAUAGCUUUAUUAUCUUUUCAUGUCUUAAAGCAACUAACUUGUAGGUUAGAGUUUUCGAAUUUCUCAGCUUGUAUUUCGAUAACUUUUUUUAGCAUCUCAUCUCUUGUUAGCAUUUUUAUUCCUUUCAACUAAGAUAGAUUAGUUAAUGUUUAGAUCUAUAAUGUAACUUUUGUAACGUAAAUAAGUAAUUCAGCUUUCGAACUGCUAUGUACAUUUAUGAAUUAAUAAACUUCAAACUUCAAACUUCAAACUUCAAACUUCAAACUUCACACUUCCAGUAAUUCGUUGAGUCCAGAGGGGUCCAGAACAAAACUGAAUAAGGCCUAUCGGUGCUGCUUCGCAGACAUUAAUAACCGGGGUUAGAUUACGUCUGGGACGCAUGCAAUAAAAACCAAACCUCGUAGGAUGUUUACCAACCGCGGAAGGAUUAGUUCAGUCGGUAGAGCGCUUGACUGCAGAGCGUAAGGUCGCGAGUUCGAUUCCCGGGGUCGGACUAAUACUCAGGGUCUUAAAAUAACUGAGAAUAGGGUCCCGAAUAAGUGCUUUCGUGCUAAAUACCUUGACACUCAAAUGAAUUGCACUUUUUUAAACAAUAUUGACUUCCUCAAAUUAUGUUUUAUCGUUGUUAGGUUGAUGUCUACAGCUUUGGUGCUCUUCUUUACGAAAUGUGCAUCCGACAACUUCCAGAUCCUCAGAGGCGUAACGAACAAGUGGUGCUUGUAACGAACAGUGUGUUUCGUGGUCUGGUGCGGCAAUGCAUGCAAAGAGAGCCUGGGGCGAGACCAGCCAUGCAGGAGAUAAUCGAUGAAUUGAAGGAAUUCGAUCCAAUUUCUUAA
Molecule: messenger RNA, 2896 nt
Organism: Porites lobata
Lineage: Eukaryota; Metazoa; Cnidaria; Anthozoa; Scleractinia; Poritidae
Source: the annotation of a GenBank genome assembly